AUGGCUGACGAACUCGACGACGAGCUCUUUGCCCUCGCUGGCGGUGAUGAAGACGUAGAUGUGGAAGAAGGUGAAGCCUCGUCGCCUGCAGCCUCGUCGCCAAAUUCGCUCGGCUCAGAUGCCAUGGACGAGUCUGACUCCGACCGUGACGAUGACGCGCCAGUACGAAGCGCGGAAGUGCCCUAUCCGCUUGAGGGCAAGUACAUUGACGAAGCCGACAAGCGCAGAAUCCUGGCUAUGUCGCAGCUAGACCGAGAAGAGAUUCUUGGUCAGCGAGCGGAAGAGAUGAGCAAAGCCAACUUCCAGGCUGAGCUUGCAAGGCGCGCCGCAAAUCUUCAGAAUGGCAGGAAGCGCAAGGCUGAUUCGGAUGAGCCCGAUGACGCCACACAUAAGAGCAGUCGGCCCAAGGUUCAGCCUAGGAAAAACGAGAAACUCGAGGCAUACAAGCGCGAGCGUGAGCAGCGAGGUCAGCAACGACAACGACAGGACGAUAGGCGUCGCCGACGGUCCAGCUCUGCAAGCCGCGGCGGUGGCUCGGAUCUGGAUGCCGAUGGUGAGAGUGAUGUUGACUGGGACGACCGGGCGCCUGAAAAGGCGCGCGAGGAGCAGCCGGCUUCAAUACGUGACUUUGAGUCUGUCCGUGUUGGUCGCGGGUUCUUUUCAGAGGUCUGCUUCUACCCUGGCUUUGAGGAGGCCAUGACGGGAACCUUUGGCCGGAUCGGCGUAGGUCAGGACUCUUCGCGACGGACACUUUACAAGAUGGCGCAGAUCAAGGGUUUCACAACGGGCAAGCCCUAUGUAUUUGAAGGCAAAGGCGGCAAGAAAGUGGCGACAGAUCAAUACGUCAUAGCGCAACAUGGUGCUGUCAAGAAGGACUAUCAGUUCCAGUUCCUGUCCAACCAGCGCUUCACCGAGACCGACCUCGAGACAUACAGGCAAUCUCUUGUAGAAACCAACGCCAAGAUACCUACACAAUCCUUCCUCCAACGCAAGUACGAAGACCUCAAGAGCCUGCAAAACCACCACUGGACCGAUGCCGACAUCAGUGCCCGCAUCGCCAAAUCCAAGAAAUAUGCUCACCUCCUUAACCGCAGCAAUGCCGACGCUCAACCCAGGAUUGCUACACAGUCUGAAACAGCUGCUGCGCGCGUUGCCGAACUGAAUCGCAAGAACCGUCUCGCAGAUGCAGAGCGCGUACGCAAAGUCCAGCUCGAACAGCAGCGACACAUGAAGAUGGAACAAAAGAAAGCAGCAGCGCGGAAAAAGGCCGAGGAGGCGGCGAAGAAGGCUCAAGAAGAGGAGGCGGCAGCUAAGCAGAAGAACCUCGAUAUGGAUGCGCUCUUUGACGGCGAUGGGAGUUCGCGGGCAGGCACGCCGAAGCCGCAGGGUAAGAAGAAGACAGAGCGCAAGGGGUUGGCGACUUUCAAAAAGCCCAAGAUGGAUGAUGAUAUUCUUGCGAGUUUGGAUAUUGGGGUUGACAUUGAGAUUUGA
Molecule: messenger RNA, 1491 nt
Organism: Plenodomus lingam JN3
Lineage: Eukaryota; Fungi; Ascomycota; Dothideomycetes; Pleosporales; Leptosphaeriaceae
Cellular component (GO): Cdc73/Paf1 complex
Molecular function (GO): RNA polymerase II C-terminal domain phosphoserine binding; DNA binding
Source: RefSeq, a predicted model, not a curated record